UUUAGCCUCCUUUUGUUUGACUGACAAGCGGAGCUAUUCACAUAUGCCAAAACACAGAAAUUAUUGCUUUUAUUUGAGGCCGACCCCUUGAACUCGGCAUAGACGGCAAAGGAAUGCGUCUGAAGCCGCUCGGGUCCCUCUCUUUGGAAAGUUUGAUCUAACACCUCUUUCUUCGAAAUGGACGCCAAGAUCGUUUGAAUCAUAAAAGAUGUAAAUGUUAUGGACCAGUGGAAACACAGUGGUUUUGUAGUAGGGUUUCUUCCUGAGUAGCCUGUUUAGAUAUAAAAACACGCAAGUUCACGAUGGUUCAAACGGAAAAAUAGAAGGCAUUUAGCGAUGAUGAUCAAGCACAGCCACUUAUCGACAGCUGGGACAUUCCAUGUGUUUAUAUACUUGCUGCAUUGCACAAUACAAAUUACGGCCGUGUCGAUAUGUGAUAUCGACUCUAUAAGCGGGGUCAGAGAAGGCGAGGUCACGUCUCCAGGGUACCCGCUAGACUAUGGUAAUUACAGGAACUGUACGAUGGUAAUAGACGGCGGGCCGUAUACUAAGAUAGAAUUCACAUUCCUGGAUAUGGCGGUGGAAGAGUACGAAGAUGACCCAGGCUCCUGCCGCUCAGACAGACUAGAAAUCGAUUCGAGUGCAAGGUUUUGUGGGUACUAUCUUCCCACCAAGUACACGUCACGUGAUAGCAGGGUUAGACUCGUCUUUGUUAGCGACCGCUACAACAUCUUCGACGAGCGUGGAUUUGCGCUCAGGUUUCGCGUCAUAAGAGCCCUAGGUGAGGGUAUUUGUCCGUCUAGGGUGAUCAAAAACCGGUUGUCGGGCUCCCUGUACUCGCCCCAGUUCCCUAGAGACUACUCGGACGGCAGGGGGUGCAGGGUGACCGUGAGGGUGCCGGAUAAUUACAUGAUGCACGUGUGGUUCACAAGUUUUCAUCUAGAGAAAUCCCCAACGUGCGAAUAUGAUUGGCUAACGGUCAAAGAUGAGCAUGGAGGCUGGAAGAUGUGCGGGGGCGGAGUAAACAAAAUCCCUCGACCAAUGAGAUUGACUGGUCGAACUGUCAAUCUUGCGUUCAAAUCGAACCAAAGAAAGACCGAGAAAGGAUUUCAUAUGCACUUCAAUAUUAGCAGAUUAAGUGAAGGUUCGUGUGUUUGUACACGUGGUCUUGGGCGUGUGAUGGUCAAACACUUCAAGUCCAAGAUUAUGCGCGCGCAGAAUACGGUCGAGUUUAGCUUUCGGACAGGAAAAGCGUUCGGACUGAUUAUGUUCUCCCAGGGACGACUUAGGGAUCAUAUCUACAUUGGACUGCGGUAUGGACAAGUGUUUUACCAGACAGAUCUCGGUACAGGGCGUGGUCUGAUAAUAUCCCGCGGCCCCCGUCUCCAUGACAACAAGUGGCAUAAUGUGCUCAUUUCCCGGACAGAUCGGACAAUAGCGCUUUCUGUGGACGGUCGGUUAGAAGGAUCUUCUUCGACUCGAGGGAGCUUCACCAGACUCGACAUUCCAGACGCUGUCGGGUUGUUCCUCGGUGCUCCGAGCACUAUCUCGGGAAUCGUCGGAAACUUCCGAGGCUGCAUUCGGGACCUUCGCAUCGAUGGACGCGAGCCAAUCACAAACGCGUUUGCACAGAAGCCAGACUAUGACGUCAUAAGAAGAAUAGGGUUCUUCGCGUGCAAAAGUUAAACACAGAUAUAAAAGAAUAAAUAUAGUAUGCCCUGAAGAAGUCUUAUUAAAGACGAAAAUUUGGCAGAGUCAAAUGCCAGUUUUUGGUGUGUACUUACUUAGAAAGGAAAAAUUAUUUUCUUGCACCUUUUUUUCUAGUGCUUGCUUUGCUUUACAUACCCAAACCAGAGCUUUUUAUCUAUUUUUCCAUUUGUUUAAAGAAUAUAAGGAACAAUAAGGUGCAUAUGUUUUUUUUCAUUUACCGAAUAUUCUUAAUGCUUUUCUUUUUUGUAAUAUGCGAAAACUUCAAUAAAACCUAUUAACCAAGGCA
Messenger RNA from Nematostella vectensis (starlet sea anemone), 1996 nucleotides. RefSeq names its product CUB and sushi domain-containing protein 1. The record is from RefSeq and is a predicted model, not a curated record. The transcript has 8 exons. Bases 337 to 1686 code for a protein of 449 amino acids. Lineage: Eukaryota; Metazoa; Cnidaria; Anthozoa; Actiniaria; Edwardsiidae.